Molecule: messenger RNA, 3853 nt
Organism: Nothoprocta perdicaria
Lineage: Eukaryota; Metazoa; Chordata; Aves; Tinamiformes; Tinamidae
Gene: SESN3
Product: sestrin 3
Exons: 10
Coding region: 112-1413 (433 amino acids)
Biological process (GO): regulation of response to reactive oxygen species; negative regulation of TORC1 signaling; cellular response to leucine starvation
Cellular component (GO): nucleus
Molecular function (GO): L-leucine binding; oxidoreductase activity, acting on peroxide as acceptor
Source: RefSeq, a predicted model, not a curated record
CAGUACCGGGUGUGCGGCAACUGCCGGAAGGUGCCCAGAAAGGAGAAGAGAGUGCAAGUCUCUCCACCGUUAACAAGAGGACCAAGUGCCUUUAUCCCAGAGAACGAAGUUAUGCAAGCCAACGGUCUGGACGAACGUACGAAUCUUCUUGUGGAGGAAUACUCGACAUCUGGUCGCCUGGACAACAUCACCCAGGUCAUGAGUAUCCACACUCAGUACCUGGAGUCCUUCCUCCGCAGCCAGUUCUAUAUGUUGCGCAUGGACGGGCCCCUUCCAUUGCCCUAUAGGCACUACAUUGCUAUCAUGGCUGCUGCCAGGCAUCAGUGUUCCUACCUAAUAAAUAUGCAUGUUGAUGAGUUUUUGAAGACGGGAGGAAUUGCCGAAUGGCUGAACGGUUUAGAGUACAUUCCACAACGACUGAAAAAUCUCAAUGAGAUCAACAAGCUCCUUGCACACCGACCCUGGCUAGUCACAAAAGAGCACAUUCAGAAACUUGUCAAGACUGGGGAAAAUAAUUGGUCCCUCCCUGAACUCGUGCACGCUGUUGUCCUGUUGGCACAUUAUCACGCCCUGGCAAGUUUUGUGUUUGGUAGUGGCAUUAAUCCAGAGAGAGAUCCAGAUACAUCGAAUGGAGUCAGACUUAUAGCAGUCAACAACUUCUGUGUCUGUGAUCUUGCCAAUGACAACAACAUAGAAAAUGCAUCCCUCACAAGUAGCAACUUUGGGAUUGCGGACUCUUUAAGUGAGCUGGAGGCCUUAAUGGAGAGGAUGAAGAGGCUACAAGAAGAUAAAGAGGAUGAAGAAGCCUCUCAGGAAGAGAUGGCAACUCGCUUCGAAAACGAGAAGAAGGAGAGUCUGCUAGUAAUUAGUGGAGCAUUUGAUGAUGAAAUAGUUUCUACAGAUGUGUCCCGCUACAUCGAAGAUCCUGGGUUUGGGUACAAAGACUUUGCAAGGCGAGGAGAGGAGCAUCUGCCAACCUUCAGAGCUCAGGACUAUACUUGGGAAAAUCAUGGCUUUUCCCUUGUAAACAGGCUUUAUUCUGACAUUGGGCAUCUCCUGGAUGAGAAGUUUCGGAUGGUCUAUAACCUCACGUAUAACACUAUGGCAACACAUGAAGAUGUUGAUACAACUAUGCUAAGAAGAGCUUUAUUUAACUAUGUCCACUGUAUGUACGGAAUCAGGUAUGAUGACUAUGACUAUGGAGAAGUUAAUCAGUUACUUGAACGCAGCCUGAAGGUUUACAUAAAGACAGUGACCUGCUACCCCGAGAGAACCACCAAGCGCAUGUACGACAGUUACUGGCGUCAGUUCAAGCACUCGGAGAAGGUUCACGUAAAUCUCCUUCUGAUGGAAGCUCGGAUGCAAGCGGAACUUCUGUACGCCCUUCGUGCCAUAACUCGCCACCUGACCUGAGGCAGCCCCGGGAGGGAGUAGAGGAAUUUUUCCUGAGUAUGUAAAGACCUUUUGAAAUAGAUACACGCCAGAAGUUGUUUGUGAUGUAGCAUCAGGUUAUUCAAUUCUCUAGUGUCAAAGUUUAGCCGUGCUUCCCGACGGCUGUAAUGUGCAAUGACGUGUUUUAUUUUCUUGAUGCUUAACAUUACUAAUGAUAACAAAACAUGACACUGCGGAGCACUACUCCACAUUGGUUCCGGUUGGAUUUCUGCACAAUGGUCAGAAUCCUAAAACUAUUUUUGUUAUACUCAAUUCUAGCGCUUUGUCCUUUAAGCACUGGAAUAAAGUGCUUAGAGACUUAUUUUCCAAGCAAUCAUUUUUUCAGAUUAACGGAAUCCAGCAGAAGAUCUGUUCUUGAAUGUUCUGAAAACUUUCCACUGAGUCAUAACUCUGAUAGAGAUGCAUGUGCUGUGUUAAAUGGAACUGCCCACUGGAUUCAUCUGUGUCUCCUGGAGGCUGCUUGCCAGUCACUGUCUUACUACAGCAAUUGAAGGUGAUGUGAAAUGUGGAUGCAAGCGUUGACCACACUUUAAUGUGAAAUGAAUCAUGAUAAAUUCUACGGCAUGCUACUGAAGUACAAAACUCGUCUGCUCUAUCUGGUCUCUUCCCAAGGGAAGAGGCUUCACCAUUUACCAUUUCAGCUAAACCUACUGUGUUUUCAAUCAUGCAGAAUCUUGUUUUACUGACAGUCACCCUCAGUUGUCCUUCCAACAUCCAUGCUCAUCACAUGUUGCAGUUUGUUUAGUUGGCACCUGUAAAGAUARUACUCAGACUGACCAAAAAUAGGGUUGUGGGGUUUUUUGCACUCUCUUCUUUCUCAAUGUUAUAACUAAGGAAAGCAAAGGAAGGCUAGCAUAUCUGUUCUUUCAUAUUGGGUGUAUAGAAAUCUAUUUCCCAUAACUUUUUCAUAGCAUGAAAUUGUAAUAUUCAAAGUUUAAAAAGUUUCUAUGCAUUAGUGUGAGUGAACAAAUGAAAAGUGCAAUAUUUAAAAGGAAGCAAGCUUUUUUUCCCUGUCAUGUCACUGCUAAAGUGUCCUUCUGAGAUAGCCAUAAAGAAAUUUUGAAACCAAGUUUCUUUAUUGUCUAAGGCCUAGCAGUUUGGGUUUUAUCUUUUGUGGCUUAAGACAACCUGAUACUGAGAUGCCAAAGCACCCCCAAAAUAAAUCAUUCUUGAACAACAGAUAAUAUUGGGGAAGGGAGGAAAUAAGCUGCCAAAAAUGUCACAGUUUUGUGCUGUUUUCUGUUGCUUCUGAUAAAUUCACAAGAGCACAAAAUGUUGAUAUUUAUAGCUUUAUUUUGUAUUGCAUUUAAUGAACCAGUGAAGUGCCUAAAGAGAUGCUUAAACUUACCCAAUAGAAUGCAAGUUGUCACUGCUUAAACUUUUGUCUGUUGCUUUGGGCUUUUCAUUUUGCUUCGAGGAGGGUGACGGUUCUUUCUGUCACAAACAUUCAAAACUAGCACGAUAGAUUUAAUGUUUUGUUGAAUUGUAGAAGAUGAAGCAGGUUGUUUUGGGUUUUUCCAUUGACAAUUGCAGAAUAGCUUUUUUUAAGAAACGAUAUUAUCAGCCAUAUUUUAACAGUCUUCAUUGACAAAAUCAUGGACCAGUAUGCUACUAAAAUUGUUUUUCUCUCUUCUUUACUUUUCCUGAUACCUUGCUGUGACUUCGCAUGUGGGCUUUUUCACUUUGUCUGUUGCAGAUUGGGAAACUAAAUGAUUGUAGACUUUCUCUGCACUUUCAGACUGCAGACUCUGUGCAUGAGAAGCUUUUGAGGAAAAAGUGGUAACUUUUUGCCAAGUUUAACAUUAGCCAUUUAGAAAACUACCCAGCAGGCAGCAUCAGAACCUCUUCUAGAGAGAGCUUUGCAUAAAACAUUAGAUUCCUGCGUCUUCGCAGGUAGCUGUAUAAGAUUUCUCCAAAGUGUUGAGAUGCUGGUAUGUAUGAGCUUAGAUGAGCUCUCCAGGUUCUCACAGUCCUUCGUUCCCUCCCUAUGGUGACUGUAGUGGCCACAUCUAAUCAUUUCUGUGCAUAAAGUGGUUCUGCUGCAAGAACUUCSAAUGCGGUAGUUUUAUUUACGUGAGGGGGACUGUACAGUGCUACUUUAAAUCCCUUUAUUCUGCAAAGUCACAUAGUUCUCAAGAAGCACAGUCAGUCUUUGGAAAGGAGGUGAAACUACAUUUCACCUUUUUAGGUGACAUUAGUCACAUUUAGGUGACUAAUAUGACCACUUAGUUUCCCUUCAGAAAUGCAAAGACUCGUAGAGUAGGUUGACGUUUAUGUUUGGAAACAUGAGUGCCUUUACUUCUUUCCUUAYGAAAUAAACUCGCCAGCUCAAAUGCCUUCUGAGCAAAGUACAUGAGUAGAUCUGAAAUAUGGAAACCAUAAAUGGAUUGCUUCAUAAACC